Messenger RNA from Dermacentor albipictus, 819 nucleotides. The record is from RefSeq and is a predicted model, not a curated record. NCBI's taxonomy places the organism in Eukaryota, Metazoa, Arthropoda, Arachnida, Ixodida, Ixodidae.
UCUUCGUCUUCAGCAGCUUAAUCCCCCAGGCUCUAUAGCCCUAACCUCAAUCCGACGUUUGGGUACUGAAGAAGACAACAUCUAUCUCAGCCUGUCGAAAGACGACAGGCUUGUUGCCAUGGAAACCAUGAAGAAAAUAGGAAAUCAUGCAAUAUUCGACCAUGAAUUGUACGAUGCAGACGCAGUCUAUUUGACCACACUGAGAGAUAUCAAGCAGUACGAGGAUCCAAGGAAGAAAAGGGACCUUUUCGGCAUGGCAAUGAUCGGAGGUAUUUGCAGCUACGACAAAAGUGCCGUUGGAAAGGACGAGCCAUUUUCAUAUUCCGGACUCAGCAUCUUCAUCCACGAAUUGGGGCACUUGCUCAAUUUGCACCAUGACGGUGAACGUGAUUCAUCACAUUGCCGUCCCAAAGCUGGCUACAUAAUGCACACAUACUUUGACGGAGAGCAUCAUUAUGAGUGGUCAAAAUGCAGCAAUGAUGCAAUUAGGACGUUUCUGCAGUCACCUAAGUCAAGCUGCUUGCACUCUGUGAAAAGUCGCAACGUUUCUUUGCUGCCGAACGACCAUAUGAAUCUGACAUCGGUUAUCAAUGGAGCCGAUUACUGCGACAAGUAUUUUCCGAACUUCUAUGACGUCUCUCAUGAAAAGGUAUCCUUUGGCGACAAUUGCUACUUUCGCUGCAAAUUGAAGAUGAUAAAUCGUGGACCACACUAUGCACACAUACGUGCACCGGAUGGAACACCCUGUAAAGGACGAACUAAGAAAUGUUACAAGGGCAUCUGUAGGUGAACGCCAAUAAAUUUUCUUUUCUGUGCUUC